UUAUCUAAUAGUAUUCAGAAUUCUGACUAUUUUCUUAAUAUUUUUUUUACAGGAUUUUUGAGUCUUCACUUUAAAUCCUUUUAUUAUCAGUGAAGCUGAAGCCCCACUGUGCCAGGACCUCUGUGUGCCAGGACCUCUCAUAUAUUACUAGCUCUUUGUGAGAAGUACUCCACAGUGCAAUAGAGAGGCAGGAAAAUUUAAAUGGGGAAAACUUCCAAAGUAAAAACUUUAACUUCAGGCUUUAUCCAGAAUUCUGAUUAAAGCGUGUUUACAGGCAUCAAGAUUAUGGCUUUGUGGGACACAGAAGGAAAAGUGAUGCAGAAUGAAAACUGGAAGGAUUUCUAAGGAAAUAAAGAAUGACAGAGCUUGUAGAUGAAGAUAUACCUGCAUGUUAAUGAGUAAAAAUCUGACUAGAGGGCUUCUCAUCGGAAAUGAGAGCUGGGCUGUGGGACAGAUCAUGCAGUCAUAGAAUAUCCUGAGUUGGAAGGGACACUCAUGGAUCACGGAGACCACCAACACCAUACUUGUCAUUAGCUUCAGAAGCAAAGAAUGGAAUCGAGACACAGGUGUGACAACAAAAGAACAGAAAUAGAAAGAAAGAAAUCCCAAAGAGAAAAAGAAGGAAAAAGAAAGCGAAGAAGGAAGACUCAGAUAUUGUGUCAGGGUACUGAGCAAAAGGCACCAGGGACCACUGCCCACCUCCCUGAGUGCUGCUCCUCAACUUGGGGACAGAACAGUCCCAGACAGAAACACACUGGUGUUCCAGUCAGUUGUGACAGGACAAUCCUGAGUGAACAGAAGAUGAAUCAGUGGGUAUUAGAAGUUAGAGAUGGAUGGAUUUACUUGACUUUCUCAAAGAGGAAAUGCUGCUCGGCCAAAACCAACUUUCUGAUGACAACAGCAGGACCAAAAAUUUGACUCAGAAUUAGUGAGAGCUGAAAGUCUGAUUGCCUUUGGAGUUGCUGGAGACUUCUGGAGAUGUACAUCGUGAGUUCAUACGGUUUUUCUGAGGGUUGCUGGAACUGAAGGUAUAUGGAAGAAGGAGUUCUAAGUUUCUGAGAUAUUGCAAAAGAUAGUUCCUCCUCUCAUCCUGGAAAAUCCUGACAGACCAGUUGGAUACCUUUCAGGCCUUAACUAAGGACUUUAUCUGUUCAUCCCACUGUCUUUUGUACUGUAGAAAGACCCAAGACACCCUUAAGAACUGAGAAUCUGACUAAUUUAAACAGAUGGCUAAUCCCAGUGCUGUCUGUAAUGGACAUCUACAUCAUCAUCACCAUCAGAAACAGAAUAACGUCUUAAAAAGUGGAGUCUGUAAGAAAAAUGGAAUUACCAAAGGAGUUAAGAAGAAUGGUGUAACAAAUGGAACUCCCCACAAAAAAACAUUUAUUGAGCACUUUGAACAAGCACCAAUGUAUGUUGCUGUUCUUACGUUUGUGGGUUUUGGAGUGGGCACAAUAUUUGGUUACCUGCGAGAUUUUAUGAGAGCCUGGGGACUAGAAAAACGUAACGUUGCACAGGAGAGACAACAACAAAAAGAUUUUGUGCCACUUUAUCAAGAUUUUGAGAACUUUUACACCAGAAACCUCUAUAUGAGAAUACGUGAUAACUGGAAUCGUCCAAUUUGCAGUGUCCCAGGGCCGCAGUUUGACCUCAUGGAACGCGUUACAGAUGAUUACAACUGGACAUUUAGGUUUACAGGAAGAACCAUCAAGAAUGUAAUCAAUAUGGGUUCUUAUAACUACCUCGGCUUCGCAGAAACAGAUCCUAACGCUUUGAAAACUGUAACCAAAGAGCUACAAAAAUAUGGAACAGGAAUCUGCAGUACUAGACAAGAAAUGGGGACCCUAGACAAGCAUGUAGAGCUAGAGAAUCUUGUGGCCAAAUUCCUAGGUGUGGAAGAUGCUAUGGUGUUUGGCAUGGGAUUUGCAACAAAUUCAAUGAAUAUUCCAGCACUUGUUGGAAAGGGUUGCCUCAUUCUAAGUGAUGAAUUGAACCACACUUCUCUCGUUCUUGGUGCGAGGCUUUCAGGUGCUACUAUUAGAAUCUUCAAGCACAAUAAUAUGCAGAGUCUUGAGAAAUUAUUGAGAGAUGCAAUAAUAUAUGGCCAGCCUCGAAGCCACAGAGCAUGGAGAAAAAUUAUCAUCCUUGUGGAAGGCAUUUACAGCAUGGAAGGGUCCAUUGUGCAGCUGCCAGAGAUAGUCUCCUUGAAGAAGAAAUACAAAGCCUACCUCUAUUUGGACGAAGCUCACAGCAUCGGUGCAGUGGGAGCAACAGGACGAGGAGUUGUGGAGUACUUUGGUAUGAAUCCUGAUGAUGUUGACGUAUUAAUGGGAACAUUCACAAAGAGCUUUGGUGCAGCUGGAGGAUACAUAGCUGGCAAAAAGGGCCUCGUGGACUUUUUACGAACUCAUUCUCACAGUGCUGUGUACGCCACAUCUAUGUGCCCACCUGUGGCAGAGCAAAUCAUCAGAGCGAUGAAGUGUCUCAUGGGGUUAGAUGGAACAACGCAAGGGCUCCAGAGAGUGCGCCAGCUAGGGAAAAACACGAGAUACUUCAGAAGAAGACUGCACGAAAUGGGCUUCAUCAUCUAUGGCAAUGAUGAUUCUCCUGUGGUCCCAUUACUCCUUUAUAUGCCUGGUAAGAUAGGGGCUUUUGCAAGACGCAUGUUAGAAAAAAAUAUCGGGGUUGUUGUGGUUGGGUUUCCAGCUACUCCUAUCACAGAGUCCAGGGCUCGGUUUUGUGUGUCAGCUGCACAUACACGGGAGAUGUUAGACACGGUUUUGAAUGCUCUGGAUGAAUUGGGUGAUUUUCUACAGCUGAAAUAUUCACGGUAUUCCAAGUCAUCUCAUCCUGAACUGUAUGAAGAAAGUCGGUUUGAAUUUGAAGAUUAAGUUUUCUGCCCAUGAAGAGAACAUUAUGAUGCUACAAAGGGGGGAAAACCCAAAAACCAAAUAUGAAUGCAUUUCUUUCCUUCUAAGGACAAUUUUUGUUUCUCAGUUAAUUGAAAGGAGGGAAAGCUUGAUUUUUGCGUUUUAAUGUAUCAAAUUUCUGUAUUUAAGAGACUGAAAUAUUGAUACAGAUUUGCCUCCCAGGAGAUCUGUUCUUCUUAUGGUAUUUUUUAUGCAGAAUGAAUGCAUCCAUUGAUCAUGUUGCUAGCAUACCGCUUUUGUUAUGGCCCCUUUUUAUGAAGAGGCUUCAGAUAGUCCUAAUUUUGACUGAAAGAAUAAAGGUUAAAAACCAAAUGGAUCCAGUGUAUACUGUAUCCAGUAUGGCAGUAUAACUGAGCUUCAUCAGUGAAAUUGAAUUCUGUCUGCUGAAGAGCAUAAAUCAAGACAUCGCUGUGGAUUGCUACAGAGCAGAAAGUGACCUCUUAACUAAUUUGCCCUAUCGUGCCUUUUUCCAGGGAUAAAAAAAGAGUUAGAAGACGGCUAAUGCUGAGAACAAGAACAGUUACCUCAUCAGAUAUUUCUGACAACAGAUUAUGGGAAAGAGGAAUGUUUCCUCCCCUCCACAGACCCUUUCUCUGCCACUUCAAUAUACUGUAAGCCUCAUAUUAUAGAAAAGUUGGGGCUUAGAAAUAAAGAAAUGUUUUUAUUCUAAUGUAUUUGACCUACAGCCUUCCCCAUCUUAUCACGACGAGAGCUUCUCAGCAGGCUUGCUCCCUUUUCAUGUAGCAGCAGUAAAUAAUUUUAAUAAGCAUUUAACUUUCCCGUAAAAAGCUUGAUCAAAACAGUCAGAUACUCGCAGUUCACAAACUGCAGAUGACAUUUAUGGGCCCAUUCCUAAGUUUCCUGAACUACUUAUGGGCUUAAUAAAUUCACUAACAAGUACAUAAUGCCCAAGUUGUUAGUUAUACAGAAUUGUGACGUUCGGGAUACCAUGAGCAGUUCUCCCACCUGCUAAAUUGAGAGCUCUGCCAUUCCUAACUGCACUAAGGUCACCCACUUAAUAACAUUUCUUGAAAUGUUCUUGUCUGGUUUAUGCAUGUCAGGGACUGUUUUGCUUGUCAGGCUGCAGGCUUUUUGAGUGGCUUAUUUUUCAAAUAAUUGAUUAUGUCAUCUGAGAGGAAGACGUCCUUGUUCUCCUUUCCACUGCUCAAGUGACAAAUGCUCAAAGAUGCUUGGAGGAAAUGUUACAGUCUGCAGCUUCCCUGCAAUGCCUUCAGCAGCAGAACCAUCGGCCUCGUGUGGGCUGGGUAGUUGGAGGGAUAUUGUAGCUUUUUCCCUUUUCUGUGGUGUUGAAAAGUGGUUCUGCAGCUUUAAGAAUGAACUCCAAACCAUUCCACACUAUCAAAUGUCAUUGUAAACACAUCAGAUGAGAGAUGUUUAGGUUUCUGUUGCACAGAUGUACCACACUUUCAUGUUCUCUUGAAAGCUGUGGUGUAAACUUAACCCGCAGCUGCAAUAUUAGAUUUAAGAACAGUACAAUUAAAUUGCGGAGUACCAAUUACACUAUAUUACUCUCUGCUUGUUAAAGCUGCUUUCAGGAUAUAACAAGGCUGAUUGGUUAUGAGGGGCCACUUUUUGUUGGGUUUUUGUUGUUGUUGUCAUGCAAGUUAAUAAAAAUCCAGUGGUGCUAUAA
Tympanuchus pallidicinctus (lesser prairie-chicken) is the source of this 4581-nucleotide messenger RNA. RefSeq names its product serine palmitoyltransferase long chain base subunit 3 (gene SPTLC3). Gene Ontology annotation, cellular component: serine palmitoyltransferase complex. Bases 1227 to 2891 code for a protein of 554 amino acids. The transcript has 20 exons. Lineage: Eukaryota; Metazoa; Chordata; Aves; Galliformes; Phasianidae. The record is from RefSeq and is a predicted model, not a curated record. Gene Ontology annotation, biological process: ceramide biosynthetic process; sphingosine biosynthetic process. Gene Ontology annotation, molecular function: pyridoxal phosphate binding; serine C-palmitoyltransferase activity.